Nerophis lumbriciformis (worm pipefish) is the source of this 264-nucleotide messenger RNA. Lineage: Eukaryota; Metazoa; Chordata; Actinopteri; Syngnathiformes; Syngnathidae. The record is from RefSeq and is a predicted model, not a curated record.
AUGGCAAGACAUCUUCGCUUCGUUGCUCGGACUAUAAUGGUUCGAGAUGGGAACUUGGACGAGGCUUACAAACAUCUCAAUAGGGUCCUCACCCAAGACGGGAUCAUUGAGACGGUGAAACGCAAGCGCUACUAUGAGAAGCCCUGCAUCGAGCGUCGGCGAAAGAGCUAUGAGAAGUGUAAGCGUAUCUACGAUACAGAAAUGGCCAGGAAAAUUGCUUUCAUCUCCAGGACAAACCGAAUGGAUCCUUGGCUUGGUUCUUAG